AUGAAGCGCUGGCCGGUGAGGUCCACAGUUGGCCUACCACAUUCUCACUACUACAUUCCGAGGAUACGCCUGAUCGAUAAGUCUCCUCUCUUUCGCAGAAAGUUCCAAUCUGGAGCCUGCUGGUCAGCCAUUCGUACACAAAAGCUGGGAGAUGUGGGUGAAGGCAUAACUGAAUGUAUGCUCAAUAUGUGGUUCGUCGAGGAAGGAGCACGCGUGGAGGAGUGGGACAAGCUGUGUGAAAUGCAAAGUGACAAAGCAGCUGUCGAGAUCUCAGCUACUUACGCUGGCGUAAUCAAGAAGCUGUACGCUCAAGCGGACGACAUGGUCAAGACUGGAGCUCCACUUGCGGAUAUCGACGAUGGUCUUCCGGUGGAGGAGGGCUCUGCUGCCGAGACCAGCCAAGAACAUCAAGAGAACGGACCGUCACACUUAAACAGGGACGAAAAGGGUGAGCAGGUCAAGAUAGAAGCAGAAGCGGGUGAGGAAGGCGGAACACAGCUCAGAGCAUCAGCGCAGGCGGAUCGGAACGAUGAAAUGCUAAGCGAACGUUCAUUCCUUGCAACACCAGCAGUGAGAGGUCUAUUGAAGCAGCACAAUAUCGAUAUCUCCAAACUGAACGGCUCUGGUAAUGAAGGCAGGAUCUUGACAGAAGACGUCCAGGCAUACCUCGAGAACCAGAAAGAAACUCCUAUAUCGAGCUCAGCCGCACGUUCCACACAGGCAGUGGAGUCGGAACAAUCUGAGACAGUACACCCUCUCUCCCGUGUACAAAGUCAAAUGUUCCGGACGAUGACAGCAUCUCUUGCCAUUCCACAUUUUCUCUAUAGUGAUGAAGUGAACAUCACUCGCCUAUCCGGCCUCCGCAAGCGUCUUAACCAGUCACGAGAGACGCAAGAUACCAACAUCACCCUUCUUGCAUUCAUCUUAAAAGCCGUGUCCGUUUCUUUGAACCAAAAUCCGCUUCUGAAUGCUCGUCUAGAGACAGCAGACAAUCUCCGUAAGCCGCAGCUCAUAUAUCGUAGAAACCACAACAUUGGCAUAGCAAUGGAUACGCCCGCUGGGCUCCUCGUUCCAGUUGUCAAGAACGUCGGUACCCUCUCGAUCAUCGAUAUAGCUUAUGAGAUCCGGAGGCUGUCACAGUUGGGGAAUGCUAAGAAGCUUUCACCUGCUCACCUGAGUGGAGGCACAAUAACGGUAAGUAACAUUGGAAACAUUGGUGGCACGGUCGUGGCGCCAAUCAUUACCGAAGGCCAAGUCGCCAUACUCGGAGUCGGAAGGGCUCGAGCAGUACCAGUCUUUGGGCAGGGCGAUUUGGUCGAAAGGGCAGAGAUGGCCAACUUCAGCUGGAGUGCAGACCAUCGCAUCAUUGAUGGAGCAACUUUGGCGAGGAUGGGAAGCAUGGUCAAGAAUUUUAUGGAAGACCCAGAAAAGCUUAUGUUCUUCAUGAGAUGA
Endocarpon pusillum Z07020 is the source of this 1452-nucleotide messenger RNA. RefSeq lists its product as uncharacterized. The record is from RefSeq and is a predicted model, not a curated record. The transcript has a single exon. Lineage: Eukaryota; Fungi; Ascomycota; Eurotiomycetes; Verrucariales; Verrucariaceae. The coding region runs from base 1 to 1452 and encodes 483 amino acids. Gene Ontology annotation, cellular component: cytoplasm; mitochondrion. Gene Ontology annotation, molecular function: acetyltransferase activity; lipoic acid binding.